Molecule: messenger RNA, 6771 nt
Organism: Epinephelus fuscoguttatus (brown-marbled grouper)
Lineage: Eukaryota; Metazoa; Chordata; Actinopteri; Perciformes; Serranidae
Gene: trpm4a
Product: transient receptor potential cation channel, subfamily M, member 4a
Exons: 28
Coding region: 22-3798 (1258 amino acids)
Biological process (GO): calcium ion transmembrane transport
Cellular component (GO): membrane
Molecular function (GO): calcium-activated cation channel activity; ligand-gated calcium channel activity
Source: RefSeq, a predicted model, not a curated record
ACUACGCGGCUGAGGAGCAGGAUGAAGGAGCAAGAGAAAGAGAGGGACGGAGGAGGUGGAAAAGCUGGGAGUAAGAAAGAGAAGGAUCAGAGCUGGAUUCCCAAGAUCAUCAAGAAACGAGUCUGCACCACUUUUGUUGAAGACUCUUUCAGUAAUGGAGCAUUGUGUCAGUGUGGUGGUGUGCGGCAUGUGCAUGACUCUGUGGCAACAGCGGACUUCUUUGGAGCUGCCAUUGUCACUCAGUGGGACAGCAGGCAGCACUCUUCAGAAUCGCCCACUGAUGCCUUUGGAGAGCUGGAGUUUGCUGGUGCUGGACGCAGACACAGUCAUUUUCUGCGCCUGUCAUGUGACACAUCGCCUCAGAUCGUCUACACCUUGAUGACAGCUCACUGGGGCCUGCCUUCACCCAACUUAGUGGUGUCGGUGGUGGGGGGUCAAGGCCAUGAGAAGCUCAAAACAUGGGUGAGGGAUGUCCUGAGAAAUGGGCUGGUUAAAGCCGCACAGAGCACAGGGGCCUGGAUCUUGACCGGGGGUCUGAGAGAAGGCGUGGCCCGCUGUGUGGGCGAGGCGGUGAGGGACCAUGGGGCUGUGGCUCCUGCUGACUCCCAGAAGAAAGUGAUUGCUGUGGGGCUGGCACCCUGGGGCCUGGUGCACAACAGGCAGCAGCUUGUCAAUGCCCAGGGGAGUUUUCCUGCUCGUUAUUAUGUCCAGAACACAUCACGUGACUCCAGCUGCCUGGACAACAACUGCCAGGCUUUCCUCCUGGUGGAUGAUGGGAGUGUUGGCCGCUGUGGGGGAGAGACAACCUUUCGUGCUAGUCUGGAGGACUACAUUUCCCAUCAGCGCACUGGCAUUUGGGGUAGCGGCAGUAUUGAAAUCCCAGUGCUGUGCAUGCUUAUCUCAGGAGAUGCCAGUAUGUUGGAGAGAUUAGAUGCCUCUCUGAAGAAAUCUACACCAUGGUUGGUUCUUGCUGGUUCGGGUCCAGCUGCAGACCUUGUCAGUGAACUGCUUGGUAAUCUCUCCCCUGUUUGCCUCAGUCCCACUUCUUGUCCAGCAGAGGGGGAGGCUACUGAGGGUCACAACGCAGAGCUCCGUGACAAGGUCCGUGACAAAGUUCGGAGACACUUCCCAGUUGAAGCUGAACUGGAAAAACUGGUGGAUAGUGCUCUGAAUAUUUAUCAGAACAGAGAGCUCAUCACUGUUUUCCAUGGGGAACAGGAGGGUUCUGAAGAUUUUGAUACAGUUCUUCUCAAAGCCCUUGUUAGAGCUAGUAAACGUGUGUCCAGUGAUGCCAGUGAGUACACAGAGGAGUUGAAACUAGCUGUGGCCUGGAACCGAGUGGACAUCGCCAAAACUGAGCUCUUCAACGGAGACAUCCAGUGGAAGUAUGAAGACCUUGAAGACUCCAUGACAGAUGCGCUGGUCAACAACAAGCCCCAGUUUGUGCGUCUCUUCUGCGAGAAUGGCCUGAAUAUCCUGGACUACCUGACAUACGGCCGCUUGGAAACCUUGUACUGCUCGCUGUCAGACAGCUCACUUGCAUACAUUCUGCUCCAGAGGCGUCUGAGUGAGAGGCAGGACCUGGCUGGAUCCCCGUCCAUCCUGGAUGGGGCUGUGACAACACCUCUGAAGAGUCCUCAGAGUGCACUAAGUGGAUCGGCUUCAGCAAUGGAGCUCAAUCUCUAUGAGGUAUCCCGCCUGCUGUGGGACCUGUUGGGUGAUGUCUGUCAGCCUUUCUACUAUGGACCGCUGGGCCUGGACCACAGCACCAGCACCAGGAAGGCUCUCAGGCAAGUCAAUAAAAUGCUGCUGGGGGAGUGUUUGUACCGGGACCAGCGCUGUCUCUCACCCUGGGCAGCCCUCUUCAUCUGGGCUGUCCUGCAGAACCGCAGUGAGAUGGCUGUGUACUUCUGGGAGAUGGCAGGGGAGUCAGUGCUGAGUGCUCUAGGAGGCUGUAAGAUGCUGAGAGAGCUUUCUAAGCUUGAGAGUGAGACUGAGAGCAAGCUUGCCAUGAAAGAAUUGGCACAGAAGUUUGAAAACCUUGCACACGAUGUAUUUGGUGAGUGUUACCAGAACAGUGAGAGUCGCUCCUUCACUCUCCUUAUAAGGAAGUCUCCAGUGUGGGGUGGAGCUACGUGCCUGCAGAUGGCCACUGCAGCUGACGCCCGCCUGUUCUUCAGCCACGAUGGUGUUCAGUCUCUGCUGUCUCAGAUCUGGUGGGGUGACAUGGAGAGAAGUACUGAGGUCUGGAAACUGGUUCUUACCUUCUUCCUGCCCCCACUCCUCUUCACAGAGCUUAUCAGCUUCAGAGAACAAGAGGAUGAGAUUAAGUCUGUGGAGGUCCAUUUUUACAGAGACACUGAAAGUCUGGAUGGGAAUGAUGCCACCGUCUUCUCCCUUGCUGACAUUAUACCUAAUGAAGAAGAAGAAGCUGAAGAGCUCAGUGCUCUAAAAGAAAACCUGAAAGACCCUUUGCCAUCCAACUCCAAGAGACCAUUCAUUGUAUCACGGUGGAGACAGUUCUGGUUUGCCCCUGUCACCUCAUUCCUCGGCAAUGUGUUGAUGUACUUCCUGUUCCUCUGCCUGUUUGCCUAUGUCUUGUUGGUGGACUUUAAGCCCCCACCCCCUGACGGCCCUUCCACACUGGAAUUUGUGCUUUACUUUUGGGUUUUCACCUUAGUAUGUGAAGAGAUCCGGCAGACCUUCUUUGUGGGCAGCACCUUUGUCCUCCAGAGGAUGAAGAAUUACAUCCAGGAUGUGUGGAACAAAUGUGACCUCACAGCCAUCUCUCUCUUCAUUGUGGCUCUAUGCUGCAGAAUGGGUCCCUGGUCAUAUAAGUUUGGCCGAGCUGUGAUGGCGAUAGACUUCAUGGUCUUCACACUACGUCUGAUCCAUAUCUUUGCCAUCCACAAACACCUUGGGCCCAAAAUCAUCAUUGUUGGCAAAAUGAUGAAGGAUGUUUUCUUCUUCCUUUUUUUCCUGGCUGUGUGGCUCAUGGCUUACGGAGUGACCAAUCAAGCACUCCUCUACUCAUAUGAUCCCCGCCCUGAUUGGAUAUUCCGCAGAGUAUUCUACAGACCAUACCUGCACAUUUUUGGCCAAAUACCCAUAAAUGAAAUGGAUGCUGAUAAAUUGGACGAAGUGAACUGUACGAACAAUGCCACACUAAUUGAAGCUGGGGAGGAGCCCUGUCUGAGCACCUAUGCCAACUGGCUGGUUGUCAUCCUUCUUGUCAUCUACUUGCUGUUUACCAAUAUAGUACUGGUCAAUCUACUCAUUGCUAUGUUCAGCUACACCUUCUCCAAAGUACAGGAGAACAGUGACACCUACUGGAAGUUUCAGCGUUACAACCUGAUUGUGGAGUACCACUCAAGGCCCUGCCUGGCACCACCCUUCAUCAUCAUCUCACACAUCCACCUUUUCAUCAAGAGACACAUCCGCCAUAUUCCUUCAGUCAAAAGCAAACACUUUGCUCUUGAUCUCCGGGGCAGAAAUGCCAGCCGCCUCAACACAUGGGAGGCAAUCCACAAAGAAAACUUCCUCACAGCUCAGAAUAAGCGGCAGAGAUGUACAGACACAGCACAACUUAAAUCUACAUCUGUCAAGGUGGACAGUGUGCUGAAGCAGAUGGCAGAGAUUCGUGACCACGACCGAAGGUUGAGGUUGCUGGAGACAGAGCUGGAGUACUGCUGCAGUGCCCUCUCCUGGAUGACAGAUGCUCUGUCUCAGAGUGAUCUGAUAAAAGCUGGCCGCCCCCCUCCUGUCCUCAGAGAUUUGACUCCACUGUCUCCAAGGUGACUCCCUGCACUCCAGGGUCAUAUGGAGCUACAGCAGUGACACAAAGUUUUGGCUAUGACAAUAAAUUCUGGCAAUACAGAAGGACACAUUGGCACUGAAAACAAUUCCACUGGAAAAAUAAAACAGACUAUAAUUAUUUAUUUUUGCAUACUCAUGUGUUCUGAUGAAAUUUCCUCAAAUUUGGCACUCAUGUUUACUUCUACUCAAUGAUAAACAGGUUAGGUUUUGGUUGUCAAAGGUCAAGGUCACUGUGACCUUGUGUUUGUUUUAUUCUCGUGAACGCAGUAUCUCAAGAACACCUUGAGGGAAUAAAUUUGGCACAAACGUCUACACUCAACCAUAUAUACUGCUUAAAAUUUGGUGGUGAAAGGUCAAGAUCACAGUGAGCUCACAAAACAGUUUGUGGCCUUAAGUCAAGAAUUCAUACACUAUUUAUGGCAACAUUGCACACAAAUGUCUAAUAGGAUAAAAUGAUAAAGUGCCAACAUUUUAUAGCCAAAAGGUCAAAGGUCAACUUAGCUGUGACAUCAUAAUGUUUUCAACGUCAUAUCUCAGAGACAGAAGGGGAGAGAUCUGGGCAGAUACUUAAUAGAUGACACUUAUCUUGGGUGUCCACCUUAAAACCGUGCUGAACAUAUAGAUCUUCUGUGCUGCUAAGGGGAAGAUGUGAGGCAUCCAUGUUUUAGAAUAUGUAGCUUCUUGGCAGCAACCUUUAGAUUUGAAGCAUUGUCUACUGUCAUGGCUACAAAUGACUCUAUACAGACAUGGAUGUAAACUGUAACUGCAACUUGACUGGUUUGCGGAGGCAUACAGCUUCCAGGUGGUAAUUCUAGUUUUAUGCUGACAGCUUUUUUUUUCAGUUUUAAACUUCUGUCUGUGGAUGGGAGGAGUUUGAGGGGAGGUGCAAGGACCAUAAAUGGUAAUUCCGUCUUCCAUAAGUUGACCUGGAACUCUCAAACAGCAAGUACAUUAAGUCUGUUUCACUGGUUUUUAAUAUGUAAAAAUGUGUGGUUAUGGUUUUUAAUAUAUAAACUGGCUGGUUAAAGUUAACUUUUAACUGACGUUAUGCUGGUCUGGCAGGGGUUCGCUGGAACAAGAGCUGUCAUCAGCUACUGUCAGAUAAUGUCAGCUAUCAUAGCUAACAUCAGGCCCUAUUUAAAAAAACGCCAGCAGAGAGAAACAGACUUGCUGUGUGGGAGUUCCAGGUAAACGCAUGAAAGCCACUGCUGUAGAUGCACGUUAAAGCCAGAGGCUUACUGGGGUCAAACAGCUUACUCAUUGUGUUCAAGGUUUGAAUGAAUAUCUGAUUGAUAAUAUUUUUAAUGACUAACAACAUUAAAAUUUCACAUUGUGUCGACAUUAACAUUAUGAUGUUUUGCAAACGUUGGGUUUUGAUCUUCAUACCUUAUGACUAAAUGUCGGAAUUCUAAGUCAAGAUGAUACUCAAAAAGUGAGUGACAUGAAGUAAGUAUUAGAAGACAGUCACUGAAAUCACAUUGGAAUGCAAAGCAUAUAAAGAUAAAUUAAUUGUUUGUGCCCGUGUUUUAAUUUUCAGUGGAAUUUUUUUUUUUUGCCAGUAUUUCCUUUCAUAAUGCCAAAUUUUAUUUUUAUUUUUUGAUGCCACACAUACACACAAACACACAUACACAGUUGACUCAAGGUCAUUGUUUAAAGAGUGUCGUGUUUGCUCUUUUAUUAUUUGUUUCACUUUUUUUAAAAAAAAUUUCAGAUGUAUAUUGUUUGAGGCGCAUUUAAUUGGGACAAAUAAUAUGCUAAGUCAUAAGUUUUUUAACUGUUGUGCCAGUAUGCAUUGCUUUCUGCUGUUGUAUGUUUGUAUCAUCCUACCACCUGAAGUUGCCAAAGUCUGAAAUUUUCAGAUCUUACACACAGGAGCUUUAGAGGUCUGAGCCCUGAUGUGACCACAGAGUGCCUUGUUAAUAUGUAUACAAAGUGGAUUUAGUGAGAUGAUUAUCAGUAUUUAUGAGAUAAAAUAUGUUGCAUGGUCACAGACUUUUAAAAGCUGCAAAAAUUUGUAUUUUAUAUUAAGAAUGGGUCCAAUGACUAUAAUGUGGGAGGAGUGACAAAGAAGGAAAUAUAGCUGCAAGCGGCAAUUCUGGGGUUCAAGCCAGCAUGGACAUUUAAAACUUGAAAGCUGGGUAGAAUAAAGACCUUUGACAGUUAAGGACACCUGCAUUAAAGAUUACCAGCAGGUUUUAUGACAAUCAGACAGAUAAUCAUUCAUUUAUGUCCAAAUCUUUAUUGGGCCACGCUCUCCUUUGGAAGCACUGUGGUUUCUUAUUGGACAACUGUAGGAACAUUUUGGGGACAUGCUUUAAUGGCUUGAUUAAAAAAAAAUCCACAGAGUUUGGUGAUGUUAGGAAAAAAUCCUCAUUGAUUUAUGGCUGAAUUUUGUCAAAGGCCAUUGCAUUUUUUGGAACUUGUGGCACCCCCUAUUAACCGAUUUUAAUUUUAAUUUCAAUUUUAUUUUUCUCAAGGGGGACAGUGUACAUUAAUGAACAUUUUCAUAGAAAUAAAAACAUAAAUGUGUCCAGUUGCAGCCAAGUGCUGAUUUAUAUUGCUAGUCCCCCCCACCAGAUGGUGCAGGCAAAAGUUCCUAAAAAGUAAAUGCAUUAACCAUACUAUAGAUGAAGCAAUUACAAUAAAUAAAAACAUAACAAUCACAAUUUAACAGUAUAAAUCGCGCAAUGAGGCAUAAAAGUCAUAUUGCAUAUUAUGCAUGUGUACGCUUAUGUCCUGUUUUUAAGUGAAACCAAUUAAUAGUCAGAUGGGGGAGAAGGGACUGUUUGGGGUGUAAAGAUGGAGUGUGAGACUGCAGCAAUGUAAAGUCCAGUACAUUGUUCUAGUUGUGAUUAUGAUGGAUGUUAGUGGAGGAUAUUUGGACAAUAAGGGUUAAAUUGCUGUAGUGCUUAUAUCCACGUUCUGUCAAUUGCAUAAUAAAGUACAUAUUAAAUA